CUACAAAAGAAACUAAUUUUCCACUCAUUCAUAAAACACUUGAGCGCCUGAUAGGCGACGGGCGCCACGCCAGGCUGGGGAUCGAGACGAGCAAGGAAGCCGGGUGCCCAUCUUCAGGCAGAGCAAGGUGGAGUUUGGUAAAGGCGACCGCGCGCUCCAGGUGCCCGCCUCGGCCGGUGAGGACAGCGCGCCCCUCCACGCGGAAGGGAGGAAAGAGGGAGCUGUUCGCGAAUACAGAGGAGGUCUCCCAGCAUAGACAGCUUUCGACCUGAGUCUUGCGGAAUGAAAAGCGUCACAGACAGUCUCUACAUGAUGUGGCAUCUAAAGACUAAAGAGCCAUCCACCUCACUAGUCCACAGUGAGAAGGCGAGACUCGGGAUUCAAACACCACGACUCCCAUUCUGCUAUUAAUCACUCUGUAGACAUGUGCCCCCACCACAGGGAGUGAACUGCACCAAGGGGGAACGUUCUUGGGGUCCCCAAACCUCCAGCACUUCUUCCAGCACUUCUUGUCUCUCUCCCUGGAGAGAAAACAACUAUGGCACUUUAUAGCGGCUGUCUGAUCCUCUUGGCAUUUACCUGGCACACUUCUGCCUACGGGCCCGACCAGCGAGCCCAGAAGAAAGGGGACAUUAUCCUUGGGGGACUCUUUCCUAUUCAUUUUGGAGUAGCAGCCAAAGAUCAAGAUCUAAAGUCGCGGCCAGAGUCUGUGGAAUGUAUCAGGUAUAAUUUCCGGGGAUUUCGCUGGUUACAAGCCAUGAUAUUUGCCAUAGAGGAAAUAAACAGCAGCCCGGUCCUUCUCCCCAACAUGACUCUGGGAUACAGGAUAUUCGACACUUGCAACACCGUUUCCAAAGCCUUGGAGGCCACCCUGAGUUUUGUGGCCCAGAACAAAAUUGAUUCUUUGAACCUCGAUGAGUUCUGCAACUGCUCACAGCACAUCCCCUCCACCAUUGCUGUGGUGGGGGCCACUGGCUCCGGCAUCUCCACGGCAGUGGCAAACCUGCUGGGGCUCUUCUACAUUCCCCAGGUCAGUUAUGCUUCCUCCAGCAGACUCCUCAGCAAUAAAAAUCAAUUCAAGUCCUUUCUCCGUACCAUUCCCAAUGAUGAGCACCAGGCCACCGCCAUGGCAGACAUUAUCGAGUAUUUCCGCUGGAACUGGGUGGGCACCAUUGCUGCUGAUGAUGACUAUGGCCGGCCAGGGAUCGAGAAGUUCCGAGAAGAAGCUGAGGAGAGGGACAUCUGCAUUGACUUCAGCGAGCUCAUCUCCCAGUACUCUGAUGAGGAAGAGAUACAGCACGUAGUAGAGGUAAUCCAGAAUUCCACAGCCAAAGUCAUCGUCGUUUUCUCCAGUGGCCCAGACCUUGAACCUCUCAUCAAGGAGAUCGUUCGGCGCAAUAUCACGGGCAGGAUCUGGCUGGCCAGUGAGGCCUGGGCCAGCUCUUCUUUGAUCGCCAUGCCGGAGUACUUCCAUGUGGUUGGAGGCACCAUCGGAUUUGCCCUGAAGGCUGGGCAGAUCCCAGGUUUCCGGGAAUUCUUGCAGAAAGUCCAUCCCAGGAAGUCUGUCCACAAUGGUUUUGCCAAGGAGUUUUGGGAAGAAACAUUUAACUGCCACCUCCAAGAAGGUGCUAAAGGACCUUUACCCAUGGACACCUUUCUGAGAGGUCAAGAUGGUGGCCAGAUAAGCAACAGCUCUACUGCCUUCCGACCUCUCUGUACAGGGGAUGAGAACAUCAGCAGCGUUGAGACCCCUUACAUGGAUUAUACACACCUACGGAUAUCCUACAAUGUCUACUUAGCGGUCUACUCCAUUGCUCACGCCCUGCAAGAUAUAUAUACCUGCUUGCCUGGGAGAGGACUCUUCGCCAACGGUUCCUGUGCUGACAUCAAGAAAGCUGAGGCUUGGCAGGUCCUGAAGCACCUACGUCAUCUAAACUUUACCAACAAUAUGGGUGAACAGGUGACUUUUGAUGAAUGUGGUGACUUGAUGGGGAACUAUUCCAUCAUCAACUGGCACCUCUCCCCAGAAGAUGGCUCCAUUGUAUUUAAGGAAGUCGGAUAUUACAACGUUUAUGCCAAGAAAGGAGAAAGGCUCUUCAUCAAUGAGGAGAAAAUCCUGUGGAGUGGGUUCUCCAGAGAGGUGCCCUUCUCCAAUUGCAGCCGAGACUGCCUGGCAGGGACCAGGAAAGGAAUCAUUGAGGGGGAGCCCACCUGCUGCUUUGAGUGUGUGGAGUGUCCUGAUGGGGAGUACAGUGAUGAGACAGAUGCGAGCGCCUGUGACAAGUGCCCCGAUGACUUCUGGUCCAAUGAGAACCACACUUCCUGUAUUGCCAAGGAGAUCGAGUUUCUGUCAUGGACCGAGCCCUUUGGGAUUGCACUCACCCUCUUCGCUGUGCUCGGCAUUUUCCUGACGGCCUUUGUGCUGGGUGUCUUCAUCAAGUUCCGCAACACGCCCAUUGUCAAGGCCACCAACCGAGAGCUCUCCUACCUCCUGCUGUUCUCCCUGCUCUGCUGUUUCUCCAGCUCCUUAUUCUUCAUCGGCGAGCCCCAGGACUGGACGUGUUGCUUGCGCCAGCCAGCCUUCGGCAUCAGCUUCGUGCUCUGCAUCUCCUGCAUCCUGGUGAAAACCAACCGCGUCCUCCUGGUGUUUGAGGCCAAGAUCCCCACCAGCUUCCACCGCAAGUGGUGGGGGCUCAACCUGCAGUUCCUGCUGGUCUUCCUCUGCACCUUCAUGCAGAUCGUCAUCUGUGUGAUCUGGCUCUACACCGCGCCCCCAUCGAGCUACCGCAACCAUGAGCUGGAGGAUGAGAUCAUCUUCAUCACUUGCCAUGAGGGCUCACUCAUGGCUCUAGGAUUCCUCAUCGGUUACACCUGCCUGCUGGCUGCCAUCUGCUUCUUCUUCGCCUUCAAGUCCCGGAAGCUGCCAGAGAACUUUAACGAAGCCAAGUUCAUCACCUUCAGCAUGCUCAUCUUCUUCAUCGUCUGGAUCUCCUUCAUCCCAGCUUACGCCAGCACCUACGGCAAGUUCGUCUCCGCCGUGGAGGUGAUCGCCAUCCUGGCAGCUAGCUUUGGCUUGCUGGCCUGCAUCUUCUUCAACAAGGUCUACAUCAUCCUCUUCAAGCCAUCCCGUAACACCAUUGAGGAGGUGCGCUGCAGCACCGCUGCUCACGCUUUCAAGGUGGCAGCCCGGGCCACGCUGCGCCGCAGCAACGUCUCCCGCAAGCGCUCUGGCAGCCUAGGGGGCUCCACGGGAUCCACCCCAUCCUCCUCCAUCAGCAGCAAGAGCAACAGUGAAGAUCCCUUCCCAGAGCCCGAGAGGCAGAAGCAGCAGCCACUGGCCUUGACCCAGCAAGAGCAACCGCCUCAGCCUCAGCCCGCCUUGAGCCUGCAGCAGCAGCAGCAACAGUCACAGCAGCAGCCCAGAUGCAAGCAGGUCAUCUUCGGCAGUGGCACGGUCACCUUCUCGCUGAGCUUUGACGAGCCUCAGAAGAGUGCCGCGAGUGCCACGGCUCACAGGAAUUCCAUGCACCGGAAUUCCCUGGAGGCCCACAAAAGCAACGACACCCUGACCAAACGCCAGGCAUUACUCCCACUGCAGUGCGGGGAGACAGACUCAGAACUGACCUCCCAGGAGACAGGCCUGCAAGGGACUGUUAGUGGGGACCACCAGCCAGAGAUAGAAGACCCUGAAGAGAUGUCCCCAGCGCAUGUGGUGUCCAAUUCACGGAGCUUUGUCAUCAGCGGUGGAGGCAGCACUGUCACAGAAAACAUACUACAUUCCUAAGUGGAAGAAGGCCAGUCCAGGCAGGAUCCAGAGAGGUGUCCUGGGAUCACAUUCUCCGACAGGGACAACAGGCUGCUCCUAGCUCCUUUCCUCUGAGGAAAGAGGAAUAAUAGACAAGCCAAACACCUCAGACUUACUGGCACUGUUUUAAAUGACAGUAAAUUGACCAAUGUUCCCUUUAAAAUUUAAAAAAAAGAUAAACAGCAGAGCCAUGCGCUCUUGUGGUAGGACUUGUUAGAGUGCUAAGAUCACCGGAGUCUGAUUGGCUAUUCCAUGUCUCUUCUUCUGUUCCCAUCCUCUAUUCUAACCCACCCAACAGCCCAGAGAUGGAACCAGCCUUUAAGCUACUCACCUACCCCCUCCUUUUUUUUUUUCAUAUUGAAAUGACUACCCUGAACACUGCACACACCCUGGCCCAGAGACAGGGUGCAGAGUGACUGGGCAUAUUCAUGACCGCCCCUGGAGUUAAGGGUCUGAAAGACAGAAUGUCAACAGCUCUGUCCAACACCUUGACAACAAGAAGAACUUUAAAUGAACUUCAAAACCAUAGGUGAAAGUGUCCCCUCCUAUUUAUGAAAACCACAAGAUAUUUGGACUUCUACUUGCUGCUGCUGUCACGGAAGGUUAGGGUCCGUCUUGUACCAAUACAUCUGGUUUUGUCCAGAAUGUGAUAGUGGUGCCAUGUUUAGAUUCCAGGGUGAUACAGAAGCACCUCAAAUUGCUGGGAAGAGACUGCGCGACUUCAAUGAGCUGUAUCUGUAAUUAAUAUUGCUAUAUGUAGCUUUCUCCUUAAGAAAAUGUUUUUGUUGUAAUAUUCCAUGGACAAUAUAAACCAAAAAAAGUCAUAGUUUGGUUUAUAAAAGGCAGUAUUAUUGAGCUCCAUUUUUCUUUCCCACCCCACCACCCUCACCCCAUGAGCUAAGCCCUAUGUGAGCCCUUUCAGGCCCCAGGGGUCCAGGAUCUACACACCCCAUCCUUGCUCCAAAGGAAACCUUGCUUCCAGAAACCAGAUUUAUCCUUGUCCCUGUGCAGAAUAAGCUUUCAGUCACUGGUCCCCUACCAGUUUGGGGGUAAGAUAGUGUGGUUCUAAGAGAGCUCUCACAGGCUAGUACCCUGGCACUGCAUCCCCCAAAUGUCUACCAUGUUCCUUCCAGCAGCAGAAGUCUGCCCACUGGUAGUUAAAGGGUUUGAAUGGCAUGCUGCUGAGAAUUUAGACUCUAGAGCCAGAGAGACUUGAAUGCAAGCCCUGGGUUGACCAAUUAUAAGCUGGACGACCAUAAGCAAGGAACCCUAACCUUGCUAAGCCCCAGCUUCUUUGUCUCUAAAAUGGGGACAAUAAUUAUUCUUCUCCUUCAGAAUUCUUAUGUGGAUUAAAUGAGAUAAUGUAUGUAAAGUACUUUAGCAUGGUGCCUAGCACAUAGUG
Messenger RNA from Artibeus jamaicensis (Jamaican fruit-eating bat), 5207 nucleotides. RefSeq names its product calcium sensing receptor (gene CASR). The record is from RefSeq and is a predicted model, not a curated record. Gene Ontology annotation, cellular component: membrane. Lineage: Eukaryota; Metazoa; Chordata; Mammalia; Chiroptera; Phyllostomidae. Gene Ontology annotation, molecular function: calcium ion binding; G protein-coupled receptor activity. Bases 539 to 3784 code for a protein of 1081 amino acids. Gene Ontology annotation, biological process: G protein-coupled receptor signaling pathway; regulation of calcium ion transport; intracellular calcium ion homeostasis. The transcript has 7 exons.